GGGCGUCUAACGAUACGGCAUACCCGAAAUAGGAAGCAGCACAAACGCCACGGUACCACCUCCAAAAGUCAACGUCAAUGUCAACUGCCUGAAGAACAAUCAACAUCCAAUUGAAUGGCCGAAGCAGCGGAGCAUAUCGUUCAAAUAACCACACCCAGUCGAACAUUUGAAGGCCAUGUAAGUUUGGUCUUCGCAGUCGCAGUGUUCCCUGAUAGAUGCCGUAUGGUGACGGGCUCGGGGGACAAAACACUUCGUUUUGGGAUGCCACAACAGAGCUCUGGAACACAAAAACAUGGCAGGUGCAAGGAAAUCAAAUCAAUUGCCGUGCAUCGGUCCAAUGUGUUUGGUAUUCCCCGACUGGUGAACAUCUUGCCAUCGCAACAAUGAAAAAUAUCCAGAUACUAUGGAAUCCAGUCAAGAGGGAAUGCAUUGCAAACUUCGAGGCUCAUUCUGUGUUCAAUGGAGCAUGGAACAGCUCACUCGCGCGGAUGCUCGAUGGCACACGGCUUCCCUCAGCGAGCACUAUGCGAGAUCACACCAUACGGGAGUGGGAUACAGAUGUGCUGAUUUGUCUAGCUCGCAUACUCAAUCACAUGGGCAACAUAACCGCCGCACCGCACUACCACAUCAACGCACGUUUUCUUCAUUCUGGCGCCACCACUUCUAUCGACACGGGGAGACUGAACAUGAUACCCAAUCCUGGUCGAGCCCUUUCAGCUGGACACACGAAACUUAGUCUCUGGCAUGCUGUGCAGACGAGAUGUAUCAAACAUCGAGUUGCGAGAGCCACCAGUAGUCGAGGUCCCGUGCAUAGCAGAGAAACCAUCACGCUCGGAGAAAGCAGACAUUUGUCAGCUUGUCGCGACCUUCCAAUACCCAUGCCCAGAAACACACAGUAACGCAGGGCACGUCGUUGCAGCAACCACUACUGCCACUACCUCGAUACCUCCUGCCGUUGCUGGUGCCGCGGGGGCAGCGGGAACGAUCUCGCAUCAUCAAAUCACCAUUACUGGAUGGCCCG
Molecule: messenger RNA, 1021 nt
Organism: Suillus clintonianus
Lineage: Eukaryota; Fungi; Basidiomycota; Agaricomycetes; Boletales; Suillaceae
Exons: 3
Coding region: 216-899 (227 amino acids)
Molecular function (GO): protein binding
Source: RefSeq, a predicted model, not a curated record